GACCGCCGCUGGCUACCAGAGUGUGUGAGGUGUCACUUGGUUACGGAUGUGGAUUUCGAUUUCCCGAAACACGGCAACGAUCACAAAAUCCUAAUAGUAAAGAAGUAAAGCACCUCAGUGCCGCGAUCGCCAUCCUCGGUGUAUACAGAGACAGCAUAGAAGUUGCUUGUGUGUGCCUGUGUGUAUAUACCGCCAGCGACUUCCGGGAAAACGAAAAGUGUGCCCAUCUUGCGUCGAGAGUUGUUGCAGAUAUAAUUUUAUCUUAUUUUUUGUUUUCGUUGUUUGACGGGGGCGAGCGCGUGUGGGCGAGUGUUUGAGUGUAUGUGAGUAGUGGUGUGGGCGUGAAAAAAAAACCGGAAGCGACGAGUGUGUUUUGGUUACAAACCCGGCGUGCACAUAUCGACGCGAGAGAAGCGAAGCAGGCGUGUUUGUUCAAAAUUUUCCGAAAGCCACUCCUGUUUCGUCCGAGAGCAUUUUCCGGUGUGGAAAACAGGGCAACAGCACAGCACUGCACGCAGAUCAAGGAGGCCAGCUUCUCGACUUCCCCGUUCUUGUGGAAACUCGCCAAGCACAGCAUCAACAACACGUCAAAUCAACGGCCAACUAAAGUGUUGCCAAAGCGGCGGUGUAAUCUAGCGCUGUAUGAGAUUGCAGCACUGACGACGGGACUACGACGGUAUUAUCGUAUCAGUUCGCUUCUCCUCUCUUCGUUCCUUCUUCAAUCGAUCAUUCACCGUCACAAUCAACCGCAUCAAAAUGCCGAAAUCAAUGAACGUGCGCGUCACGACGAUGGACGCCGAGCUGGAGUUCGCCAUCCAGCAAGGCACCACAGGCAAGCAGCUGUUCGACCAGGUCGUGAAGACGAUCGGCCUGCGGGAGGUCUGGUUCUUCGGGCUACAGUACACAGACUCGAAAGGUGACAACACGUGGAUCAAGCUGUACAAAAAGGUCAUGAGCCAGGACGUGCAGAAGGGCGAUCCGCUGCUGUUUAAGUUUCGUGCCAAAUUCUACCCAGAGGACGUGGCCGAGGAGCUGAUCCAGGACAUCACGCUGCGCUUGUUCUACCUGCAGGUGAAGAACGCCAUCCUCUCAGACGAGAUCUACUGUCCGCCGGAAACGUCGGUGCUGCUCGCGUCGUACGCGGUCCAGGCGCGCCAUGGCGACUACAACAAGGGCACCCAUAUUCCCGGCUUCCUCGCUAAGGAUCGGCUGCUACCGCAACGUGUCAUCGACCAGCACAAAAUGUCCAAGGACGAGUGGGAGAACUCGAUCACGACCUGGUGGCAGGAGCAUCGCGGGCUGCUGCGCGAGGACGCCAUGAUGGAGUACCUCAAGAUCGCCCAGGACCUGGAGAUGUACGGUGUGAACUACUUCGAGAUCCGCAACAAGAAGGGCACGGAGCUGUGGCUCGGCGUUGACGCUCUCGGCCUGAACAUCUACGAGAAGGAGGACCGGCUGACACCGAAGAUCGGCUUCCCAUGGUCGGAGAUCCGCAACAUCUCGUUCAACGAUCGCAAGUUCAUCAUCAAGCCCAUCGACAAGAAGGCGCCGGACUUUGUGUUCUUCGCACCGCGCGUUCGCAUCAACAAGCGCAUCCUGGCGCUGUGCAUGGGCAACCACGAGCUGUACAUGCGCCGCCGCAAGCCAGACACGAUCGACGUGCAGCAGAUGAAGGCGCAGGCGCGCGACGAGAAGAACGCCAAGCAGCAGGAACGCGAGAAGCUGCAGCUGGCGUUGGCGGCGCGCGAGCGGGCCGAGAAGAAGCAGCAGGAGUACGAGGACCGGCUGCGGUCGAUGCAGGAGGAGAUGGAGCGCAAGCAGGCGAACCUGAGCGAGGCGCAGGACACGAUUCGCCGGCUGCAGGAGCAGCUCAACCAGGUGCAGGCGGCCAAGGAGGAGCUCGAGCAGCGCCAGAACGAGCUGCACGAAAUGAUGCAGCGCCUGGAAGAGACGAAGAACAUGGAGGCGACCGAGCGGGCCAAGCUCGAGGAGGAGAUCCGCAUCAAGCAGCUCGAGAUGCAGAAGAUCCAGGAGGAGGUGUCGCUCAAGGACUCGGAGACGAAGCGCCUGCACGAGGAGGUCGAGGAGGCGAUACGGAAACAGAACGAAGCGGCUGCUGCACUCCAGGCCGCCACCACCACCCCGAAGCAUCAUCACGUGGAGGAGGAAGAGGAGGAGAACGAGGAGGAGCUGAUCAACGGCGAGAACGGUACGCAGGAUUUCUCCAAAGAUUUCGACACGGACGAGCAUAUCAAGGAUCCGGUCGAGGAGAGACGCACGCUCGCCGAGCGCAACGAGCGCCUGCAGGACCAGCUCAAGGCCCUCAAGCAAGAUCUCGCCCUUUCACGCGACGACACGAUGGAGACGGCGAACGACAAGAUCCAUCGCGAGAACGUGCGCCAGGGUCGGGACAAGUACAAGACGCUGCGCGAGAUCCGCAAAGGCAAUACCAAGCGCCGCGUCGACCAGUUCGAGAAUAUGUAAGCGGCUUUCGCCACGAACGCAGCAGGCCAGCAGCCAGCCAAGACCACAGCCAGACCCGAUACGAUGUAGUUGGGUCGUCUCAGAACAACAAGCAACAACCAUUCGCAAGGAAACCGAAUCACGACAGGAACAACUUACACUCACAAGCAGCGAUCUUCAUCAUCGUCGUCGUCGAUGUCCUCGUUUGAACGGGCUGGGGGAACAUGUCCCGCACCGUUUUCCCUGCAGGACUUAAAAUAAGCCUCUCCCUCCAAGUGAAUGUUAACGUGAUGGUGAUGACGAUGGCUGAACGAAUCAAAGGAUAAGGUGUACGCUAUGGAGGAUGUAAUAUGACGUGUGUUCGAUUAGGUUGGCUGGCUGGCUGGCUGGCAGGACUACAUUGCAGUGGCGCCGAUGGGCGAUGAUGUUAGCGAUGUAAACUACUACAUACACAGUAUAUAGAGCGUAGCAGAACGCGUCGUGUUCUGGCUUUGUUUUUUUUUCACCUAGGAUUAGUAUUGUACGAAGUAAUCAAACUACAGACAGAUACACACACACUAACACACACACACAAAACACAAAAAAGAGGUUGACACAACAAGCGAGUUGAUAACACACAUGUUGAAAUGAUAGAGUAAUCAGAAAAAUUAUACACCACGCUACACUCUACACAGUUAGAUGGUGAAAUAGGCAGAGGUAGCAUCAUCGAAGAUCAGCAAAAUAAUAAAAAAACGCUGUAGAAGUACAUAACAAAUUAGGGAGAGGGUUAGGGGACGCAAGGUGGACUUAUGUGUUAGGCAAGAGGAUUAUACAGUUUAAAAUACAGCUACAGACGAUUAGUCCAAGCGAGGGUGUUGUUUGGGUAUUAUGCGGUUAGAAGUUUUGGUUUCUAUUUUGAUUUCUAUUUGCUAUUAUCUAUUUUUUUCUUCCUCGUACGAUCCUGUGGUUUACAGUCCAUAAUUGAGGUCAUCAUGAUUGAAAGGACCGAAAACGACGGUACCUCUCAGUUUUCUCGGCGGGGUCCCACGCUA
Messenger RNA from Anopheles coustani, 3494 nucleotides. RefSeq names its product moesin/ezrin/radixin homolog 1 (gene Moe). The transcript is spliced from 9 exons. Gene Ontology annotation, cellular component: filopodium; cytoskeleton; microvillus. Bases 757 to 2484 code for a protein of 575 amino acids. The record is from RefSeq and is a predicted model, not a curated record. Gene Ontology annotation, molecular function: actin binding; cell adhesion molecule binding. Lineage: Eukaryota; Metazoa; Arthropoda; Insecta; Diptera; Culicidae. Gene Ontology annotation, biological process: positive regulation of protein localization to early endosome; positive regulation of early endosome to late endosome transport; regulation of organelle assembly.